AUGCAACUCUACCAACUUCUCCUACUCCUCCCCUUCACCCUCACUGCAGCCUCCCCGCUCCACUCCCGCGCCACAAAACCCGGCCUCGCAUAUUCCCCCUAUAACGCAGAUGGCAGCUGCAAAAAGCCAGAGCAAGUCACCGCCGACCUCAACAAACUCAAAGGCUUCCCGCUCAUCCGCUCCUACGGCACCUCCUGCGACCAAGUCAAGACCAUCAUCGCCGCCGCCAAGCCAAUCGGCAUGAAGGUCAUGCUCGGCAUCUACGAGCUCGGCGAUGUCUCUAAGGAAAUAUCAAAAAUCAUUGCCGACGUUGGCGGGAACUGGGGUAGUAUUGACUCUAUCUCAAUUGGCAACGAGCACAUCCACAACGGCGCCAUCUCUCCAGGAGACCUCGUUGCCAAGAUUUCCGCCGCGCGCAAACAACUCAAGGACGCAAAGAUCAACACCAAGGUCGUGGCGACAGAUACAUUCGACGCAAUCAUCAAGUACCCGGGCGUGUGCCAGGCAUCCGACUUUGCGAGCGUCAAUAUCCACCCCUGGUUCGACCCCAACACUGCGGCGAGCACCGCAGGGCAGUUCAUGAAGAACCAGAUUGCACGCGUUGAGAAGGCCUGUCCAGGGAAGACUAUUGUCGUUGCGGAGACCGGCUGGCCGUGGAAGGGGGAUACGCAUGGCAAGGCUGUCGCUGGGAGACAGCAGCAGGAGACAGCGCUGAAGGAGAUCGUCAAAGUGACUGGGUCGACCGGAAUAUUUUUGGGGCCCUUUGACGAUACCUGGAAGAAGGAUAACCCUGGCAGUUUCAAUGCGGAGAAGUGGUGGGGUAUUGCGAAUCUGGGGGUUUUCUAG
Morchella importuna is the source of this 846-nucleotide messenger RNA. RefSeq lists its product as uncharacterized. The transcript has a single exon. The coding region runs from base 1 to 846 and encodes 281 amino acids. Gene Ontology annotation, molecular function: 1,3-beta-glucanosyltransferase activity; glucan endo-1,3-beta-D-glucosidase activity. The record is from RefSeq and is a predicted model, not a curated record. Gene Ontology annotation, biological process: cell wall organization. Gene Ontology annotation, cellular component: extracellular region; cell surface; fungal-type cell wall. Lineage: Eukaryota; Fungi; Ascomycota; Pezizomycetes; Pezizales; Morchellaceae.